Molecule: messenger RNA, 884 nt
Organism: Nymphalis io (European peacock)
Lineage: Eukaryota; Metazoa; Arthropoda; Insecta; Lepidoptera; Nymphalidae
Exons: 2
Coding region: 5-742 (245 amino acids)
Source: RefSeq, a predicted model, not a curated record
UGUUAUGCGACGUCAUCUUCAACCUAAACCGAGUGUAUUGGCGGAGCGGUUCAAAUUCAGACAAAGAGUGCAACGUCAUAAUGAGUCCGUGGCGGAAUAUGCGGCGGCAUUAAAGAAAUUGACGAAACAUUGCGGUUUUUGUUCGGAAACAUUAUUGGAUAAUUUGAGGGAUCAAUUUGUAUGUGGUAUUAACAGUGACUGUAUCCGUCAAAGAAUGUUUGCGGAGGAUAAUAUAACGUUCGAUUCGGCGUUUAAACUCGCGGUGACAAUGGAAGCUGCAGAGGCGGAUGCAGCCUUGGUAGAAGGUCGUACCAGGAGAUUAGGUGACGGCGUAUCAGAGGCGGAGGAAUCUAUAAACCAGAUUACGUCCAGGAAAAGAAGCACAGGGAAACAUCUACAAAAAUAUAUGAACGUAGGAACGCGAGAACCGGUUUUAAGCAGUGGUACAAGCCUCACAAGCGGAGCGAUAAUUAGCAGGCGGAGCGAUAAUAAUAUGAAUGACUUCACACGACAAAAGAAGGGAACGACUUUUAAACAAGUGUGUGACGUUUGUGGUGCAAAUCAUCAAGUAAAUCGGUGUAAAUUUAGACUUUAUAUAUGUCGAGUUUGCAACGAACAAGGUCAUUUAAAAAAGGUUUGUCCAGUACUACAAAGGCAGGUGUCAUUAAACAUCGUAAAAAAUGAUAGUUCCGUAUGCACAGAAAACGAAGGCUCGGGCAGUGAGGAGUUCCAGAUAUUGUGAAGUGUUUUCGGACGGGCUGAGACGAUUCAAUGGUGGAACGGUUGGUUUUCGGCUGCGACCCGACGCGAAGCCGGUGUUCAUGCGCGCACGACCGCUCGCUUACGCACUUCGCGAGCCUGUGGAGCGGGCGCUGGAUCAGCUG